This is a messenger RNA of Xiphias gladius (swordfish), 1484 nucleotides long. It is a transcript of the gene ska1, whose product is annotated as spindle and kinetochore associated complex subunit 1. Gene Ontology annotation, biological process: cell division; mitotic cell cycle; chromosome segregation. Bases 208 to 957 code for a protein of 249 amino acids. The transcript is spliced from 7 exons. Gene Ontology annotation, molecular function: microtubule binding. NCBI's taxonomy places the organism in Eukaryota, Metazoa, Chordata, Actinopteri, Istiophoriformes, Xiphiidae. The record is from RefSeq and is a predicted model, not a curated record. Gene Ontology annotation, cellular component: outer kinetochore; mitotic spindle; spindle microtubule.
ACCAAAACCUUCUGCGAACACUAGUGGGUUUACGGACGGAGACGGUGCGGGUCUGCGCUGUUUCCAAGCCUGACAAAGCCGGGACCUUAAGUGCUAGCGUUAGCUGACGUUAGCUGUUGUAAAGGAGCUCACUCCUGUAACCAGCCUUCGGUAGAUCCGAACCCAGUCAGCAUCAACUUCUGUACAGGGUGUCGCGUCGACAAGAACAUGAGUGAGCUGGAGGAUAUCAGCCACCACAUUCAUGACCGGUUAUCAGCCUUACAACGCGUGCUGGAUCUGUCGGCCGCCGAAUUGCCUCAAAAUAAGAUAAAGAAACUCGGGCAAGAACUCUUUGCUCUGGAGAGACUUUUGGAGGAGUUUGAAAACUGCGUUGGCCGACAGAAGGAGCAGCUGAAGCAUCUGAAGGAACUUGAGGAGUUAUUCCAGAAGGAUGAGAAGGAUGUCCAUCACAUGAAGGACAACAUACCUGCACACAUGCCCAGGAAGAAAGGCUCAGCAAAUGGAAAUGAACCUGUAAUGACCCAGAAUGACGCGGCAGGUCAUCAGCUUGCCCAACCAGAAAAUGUCAAAAAGACCAGCAAAAGCUACGUCAGAGAGAUGGAGUUUAUCACCACGCCAGAGUUUGAGAGCAUCCCCCAGUACAUGAAAGGACGUGUAUCAUACGAACAACUUAAUGCUGCGGUGCAGAGUAUUAACACAGCUGCAGCAGCCAAGUACAAGAUCCUCCAUCAGUCGUUGAAAACGCUGAACAAUCAUGCACGAAAGUUGCACCAGCGCUUCAAGGACCAGGAGACGAAAGAUACAAAAGGUCAGUAUUUUGUGGUGGAGGAUGACAUACGGGAAUUUACUCAGACGAAGGUGGACAAACGAUUUCAGGGGAUUUUGAACAUGCUUCGACACUGCCAGCGCCUGCGGGAGUUGCGAGGAGGAGGCCUCACCCGCUACAUGUUGUUAUGAAUGAACAAAACUCAGUUAGACAUAAUAAGCUUUCGGUUUUGUUUUUGUUUUUUUAAUUUAAUUUUUUUUGGGCCAACUGAGUUCGUAACUGUGCAUAUUACUAGUUCAUUUUAGUCACAGUGGUGCGAGGCUUUUUCUGACUGGAUAUUUGGAAGACUGCUUUUUGCAUUGCGUACACUGUCAAACAGCGCAUAUACGUUUUUGAUUUGUCAGAUUAGUUUUAUUAUUUGGGUUGGUUAGAUUAGGUCAGUGUUGUUAUACUACAGUGCAUUGUUCAAAGGACAAAGUGACAGUGUGUCCUUAACAGAUCGUGAUGAAAUCAGAAAAAGCCUAAUGCUUCUGUGAGUCCACUAAAAUGAACACUUAAAUGUACACAUGUAACUGAUUGACUGGAGAUAUGCUGUCAUAUACUGGUAUCUGUAAACAGGUAUGUAUGUAUUUGUACUGUAAAUAAUAAAUAGUAAUACAUUCAAUAAACUUUUUCCGUUUUGUAUUGCACUGUUAAAAAUGCUGACUUUUGCUAACAU